Messenger RNA from Porites evermanni, 3141 nucleotides. The record is from the annotation of a GenBank genome assembly. NCBI's taxonomy places the organism in Eukaryota, Metazoa, Cnidaria, Anthozoa, Scleractinia, Poritidae.
AUAACAAAGAUGGCGGCCGGAGCAUUUCACAGAGUAUGUUGUUCAGCUGGUUAUUGCCAAGUUUCAAGACACGUUUCAUCAUUGUUUCGGCUUCAGAUGACAAAGACAUUAGUGAAGCAUAACAAAGGAUUUCAGAUAUUUUAUCGAGGGUUUUUUGUGUCCAAAGGUUUGUGACGUUCUUUGCAUGGUAUAAAAAACAGUGAAAAAAUAAGCAAGAUAUAAUAUAAGCUUAUGUAACAACAUCACAAAUACAAGUUUAAAAAGAUCAAUACGUCUACGUUAAAAUUGGCAUUAUUACUAACCAUGAGAAUACAUAUAAAUCAAUAUAUUAGAAAUCCGGAUUAGAAAACUCAAAAGGUUUCGAAACAUUUCUACCCCCUCAACUGUUGACUGAUCCUACUUACUGUUUACAAACAUUUCUUCCGCAGUUGUCGUAUAUGAUUUUCAUAUAUUCAUAACUUCAUUUCUUUUGUUUAUAGUCACAUGUGUAUUGAAUGAAACAAAAGAAUAUUUUAUUUCAAGAACCAAUGCACUUCUGCUUGCUAAUUAAUAUCAUGGGUGACGUCUUUAUGAGUAAGGAAUAAUGGCUAAGUCAAUUCCUUCCCAACUGAACUCCUCCCUGGGGAAUUUGUUGGAUACUUGAUGGGCUGUGAGUUCCCGUAUAAGUACUUACAUUGAGAGAUUUAGAAUGAAGCUUACGACAAAUGGCAAUAUGAGAUUGUACCACAUGACCAAGUCUUCUGUUUACUUGUCGUGUGCUAUUGAUUAUUUUACACAGGAAUAAGGUGUUUCUUGUUAUGUUCAUCUGUCAGAUUUAUUUGGGACAGUUUUUAUCUGCUCACUUCUUGAUCAUUUGAGAAAGACUCAACUUGUGUCUCACAUUUGCCAUUUGCCAUAAACGUGACUCCAGAUCUCUCUGUUAUUCAAAAGUGUAUUUGUCCACAUAAAUAUUUUGUUUUGGUUAGUUUCCUUGGCCAAGUACUCAGACACAGAAUGGAAAACAAAACUUUCUCCUGAUCAAUACUGGGUCUGCAGGCAAAAAGGAACUGAGCCGGUAAGACCAAGACUAAUCCUUAUGGGUUAUUCCCAGGUGAGGUGGGGAGGUGGGGAGGUGGAGAGGCUCCGUCCCGAGGUCCAACCCCUUUCAUAUACCAUUUUUGACAGAAAAGCUAUCUCUUUUGUAUACUUUCUAUUGACAAAUGGUUUCCCUUUCACAUACCUUGUUUAAUAAUUUAUUAUUGAAUGGCUACAAUAGUAUGUGAGCUCCAACUGGCUACUAUAUAAGCCAAGAUUUUCUUGUAAUGACCAGGCAUUGCUAGCUAGGUGUUCCAAGCAUUUACAAUCUGUGUUUUUAAACAAGAAACUUGAUAGUGGACAUCCAUAUUAUGGUCAAUUGACAGCUGUCAAAAAAGGCUAUCCGCUGACCAUGUCACAUGACUGUAUCACGGGGUCAAGCAUACAACUCAUUGAGGUGACAUGUUUUUUAAAGUUAUCAGCUGACCAGUUAUUGGUUAUUUUAAUUGAUCACAGGCUCAGGUCCAAAAUUUCUCAUUGUCAAAGAAACUUUGUCUUGUGGUUUCGAUCACAUCCCCAGGGUUUUUUCGUGAACAUGACCUCAAAUGAUCUCUUAUGUGCAGAUGUUGAAAAUUACUUCCGGGAUUUUUUUAAUGUAUUCAUUUUAACAACAGCUCUAAACAGGCCAUGUAAUAAAUAACUUGUUAACCUCAUCUGUUUGGUUAUUACAGAGAAAUCUCAGACCUCGGCCUUGAUGUAUUGUCCGAGCCCCCAGUCUGAGAUUUCCCUGUAAUGACCUUACUCUUGGUUACUUACCUAGUAUUUACGUCGUUUUUGAACCUAGAUUAAUUCCCCAGACAUACUGAUGUAGUAGCUGUACUUAGACUCUAGUAUCUAUCCCAGCUGCCAUUUCUAAGUGUUUACUAUUGAUAUAAUAAAAUUCACCUAUUUGCUUCCAGCCAUGGUCUGGUGAAUAUGUUGAAUUUAAAGGCAAAGGAAAAUACAAGUGUGUUUGCUGUGGUAGUGACCUGUUUAGGUAAGCAAUCCUGGCAUCAGAUAAUAUUAUUCCCUCUAGUUAGUCAUUUAGCGUCUUAAAAAUGAUGAUUUUGCGCCAGCAAAUCCACUUAGUACUUCCUCUCCCUUACCCCUGAAAAAUCUUACAAUAUCUUUUUGGCAAAUUAAAGAUCUCUUCUGUCAAAAUUCUCUGAUGCUCCCCAAUACAGUCAGGAGAAUAAUGGCGGAUAGGAUUUAUUGUCACAGUACAUUAUCCAUUAAAGAGCUACUCCUUAAAUGUAACUUCAUACUAUAGAAGCCAGUUUAACCUGAGUUUCUUAUCUUGUUAAUGCUCCUUUACCUGAUAGUGUAAUUCUUUUCUUUGGGUACAGCUCAUCUGCAAAGUUUGAAUCUGGGACAGGAUGGCCAUCAUUUAAUGCUGCAAUAGAAACAAUUAGCUCCAACGAUGCAAGUUCUCUUCAAUUGUCAGUAGCAGAAAAAACUGACUAUAGUCACGGCAUGGUCAGAACUGAAGUUCUUUGUCGGCAGGUAAAAUGAAGAGUUCUUUCCCUACAAGGUAGUUACCCCACAAGCAAACACCUAGAGAGCUUGCUCGCUGGAUAUGGAGUGCCAUUAUUUACUCACAUUAAUACUUAUAAAAUUUUGGAGUUGCCAAUUGCAAUGUGCACUUUCUUGAUGGGGCAACGCAUUUAAAACUUGUUUUUGCAAAGAGCAGCACAGUACUAUGCAGUUUUCUUUUGUUUAAAACUGAGAAUAAUUCUGUCUUAAAAUACCGGGUAAAUACUAGUCUCUCUUUUUCUUUAAAGAUAAUCUGUCAUGUAGAUCUAUAUUAGAAGUUAUGGUCAUGUGACUUCAUAAUUUAUUCUGGGUAGAAUGUCUUAUUUUGUAGAGCACUCAAUUCAUUUGAUUGAAGAGCAUGUACUUACUUAGAUAUUAAAAACUUUCAAACUAUUUUCUUACUAAUUAUUUUUUUAUUUUACUUGACAGUGUGAUUCUCAUCUUGGUCAUGUGUUCCCAGACGGCCCUGCGCCUACUGGUCUCAGAUACUGCAUCAACAGCAUUUCACUCAAAUUUGAACCAGAAAAAAACAGUACAAGAUUAGAUACAACUUGA